AUGAGGAUAUCUCCGGCUAUUAUGAAAGCUCCUAAACGACUAUCCCAUUCGCUGAGAAUGUCUUCAACCAAGGCCCUUACCGUGAAAAAUAUAAAUCCACAAGUGGUCACUAUGCAAUAUGCGGUUCGCGGACCAAUAGUCAUCAGAGCCGUUGAGAUAGAAAAAGAACUUGCCAUGUUAAAAAUUAUCUCGAUGCAUUCAGGGUGCCAGCAAACCUUUCAAAAGUGUGAUCAAAGCAAAUAUUGGGGAUGCUCAUGCUAUGGGACAAAAGCCCAUCAAUUUGUCAGACAGGUACUCUCCUGUGUGUCAAAUCCCUCGCUUAUGGAGACAGGGAAGUUUCCAACAGACGUGAUUGAACAUUCAAAGGCUGUUCUCAAGGGGUGCGGAGGUCACAGCACUGGUGCUUAUAGUGAAAGCACUGGAGUCGAAAUAAUCCGGAGGCAUAUUGCUGAGUAUAUAACGGUAUAG
Cylicostephanus goldi is the source of this 468-nucleotide messenger RNA. Lineage: Eukaryota; Metazoa; Nematoda; Chromadorea; Rhabditida; Strongylidae. The record is from the annotation of a GenBank genome assembly.